Staurois parvus is the source of this 306-nucleotide messenger RNA. Lineage: Eukaryota; Metazoa; Chordata; Amphibia; Anura; Ranidae. The record is from the annotation of a GenBank genome assembly.
AACCUCUUGGCGCCGGCCGAACACAAAUGUGCGGCCUCCCAGCGUCUGGGCCUAGACGCUGAAUGGCUGCACAUUUGCGUUCUAUUAGAAGAAGACAUAUGUGCUGAGAGCACGCGCCCUGCACGCUCCCAGCACACAUCUCCGGUACGCACGGAAAGGUCCCGAUCUCCUCUUGCGAUCGGGACUUUUUCCGAUCAUGUGACGGCCGAGACGGCAAAUCACGGCAGUCACAUGACCCUAAAACCCCACCCACCUCCUGUCUUUCUGAAACUCAAAGGGCCAGGAGGUGCCAGUGCAAAGGGGUUA